Messenger RNA from Prosopis cineraria, 2192 nucleotides. RefSeq names its product trans-cinnamate:CoA ligase, peroxisomal-like. NCBI's taxonomy places the organism in Eukaryota, Viridiplantae, Streptophyta, Magnoliopsida, Fabales, Fabaceae. The record is from RefSeq and is a predicted model, not a curated record. Bases 28 to 1992 code for a protein of 654 amino acids. The transcript is spliced from 2 exons.
AUGGCCCCCACAUAACGUGGUGCUCAUAUGAAUCAUGCAACCCAAUAUAUUCAGUAUUCACCAGUCCUAUAUAAACAAACCCCUCCCACACACACUCCAAACCCAUUCCAUUGCCCAAAAGGACCAUUUCAUAGUUCUCCUUCCUUCCCUGCCUCUGUCUUCAGUGAAGAAUUAGAGCUGCUGGUUCUAAAAGAAGAAGAAGCUGAUUCAAUGGAGAAUCUUCCCAAGAACCGAGCAAACUAUACCCCGCUCACCCCUCUCACUUUUCUCACCAGAGCUGCUUCCUCCUACGCUAACAGAACCUCCAUCAUCUACGAAGCAACCUCUUUCACUUGGUCUCGGACUUAUGACCGUUGCCGCCGCCUUGCCUCCGCUCUCCGCUCCCUCCACAUCAACACCCACGACGUCGUAUCAGUGUUGGCGCCCAACGUUCCGGCCAUGUACGAGAUGCAUUUCGCUGUGCCCAUGGCGGGAGCUGUGUUGAACACCAUAAACACUCGACUUGAUGCCAGCAACAUAGCCACCAUUCUGAAGCACUCGGAAGCCAAGGUCUUCUUCGUGGACUACGAGUAUGUUCCUAAGGCUGGCGAAGCGCUUCGAAUCCUCAUGGAAUCUAACGGUUAUUCCUCUCUGCCGUUAGUCGUCGUUAUUGACGACAUCAACUCUCCCACCGGCAUCCGCAUGAACGAGCUCGACUACGAGCUCCUCAUCCUCCGAGGCGACCCAGCCUUCGUCCCCAUCGAGCCCCACGAUGAGUGGGACCCAGUGGCUCUCAACUACACCUCAGGCACCACCUCCGCACCCAAAGGCGUCGUUUACAGUCACAGAGGAGCCUACCUCAGUACUCUCAGCUUGAUUUUAUGCUGGGAAGUUCCGACCGCACCGGUCUACCUCUGGACCCUCCCCAUGUUCCACUGCAACGGGUGGACCUUCACCUGGGGGGUGGCGGCACGUGGCGGCACCAACGUCUGCCUCCGCAACAUCACGGCCCCGCAAAUCUUUAAGAACAUUGCCCUUCACAACGUCACUCACAUGUGCUGUGCCCCCAUUAUCUUCAACAUCAUCCUCCAGGCCAAACAAACUGACCGCCACCGCCUUACCUCAACUGUCGAGAUCCUCACCGGAGGCGCUCCCCCCCCGGCGGCGCUCCUCCAACAGAUCGAGUCGCUCGGGUUCCACGUCACGCAUGCGUACGGCCUUACGGAAGCCACUGGACCAGCGCUUGUUUGCGAGUGGGAUAAGAAGUGGAAUGAUUUACCGAAAGAGGAACAAUCGAAGCUGAAAGCACGUCAAGGGGUUAGCAUAUUAACACUCGCGAGUGUGGACGUGAAGAAUCUAGAGACGAUGGAGAGCGUGCCUAGAGAUGGGAAGACGAUGGGAGAGAUAGUGCUGAGAGGGAGUGGGAUCAUGAAAGGGUAUUAUAAGGAUCCAAACGAAACAUCCAAAGUGUUCCAGAACGGGUGGUUCAGAACCGGGGAUGUUGGAGUUGUACACCCAGAUGGUUAUUUGGAGAUCAAAGACCGGUCCAAGGAUGUGAUUAUCUCCGGCGGAGAAAACAUUAGCAGCGUCGAGGUCGAGAAUGUUCUUUACAAGCAUCCGAGGGUGUCGGAAGCCGCGGUGGUGGCCAUGCCUCAUCCUAGGUGGGGAGAAAGCCCCUGCGCCUUCAUAGCUCUGAAGAAGAACGAAUCAGGGAGGACGACUACGACUGGUGAUGAUCACGUCACGGAGAAUGACAUAAUCGGGUAUUGCAGGAAGAGGAUGCCACACUUCAUGGUUCCGAAAGUCGUCAAGUUCAUGGACGAGCUGCCCAAGACUUCAACUGGGAAGAUUCUCAAGUUUGAAUUGAGGGAGAAGGCGAAGGCGUUCGUGGUAUCCGAAGAUGUGCAGAGUACAACGUCGUCUAGCUCGGCUCGAGUUGAUCGUAAUAAGAACGAUAAUAGUAAUAGGGGUGGUCAUUACAGCGAACAGGUUUUGGCUCUUUCUCGUCUUUGAGUUGAAUUGAAUCACAGAGUGUUUAAUUGGAACCAAAAAUUAGUUGCUGUGCGUCGUCGUUGUGUACAUACUACGUGGGCAAGGUUCGGAGUCGGGCUAUUUGCUUAUUUUAAGAAACUUUGUAUUUUGAUGUGAACUCAAACUAUCUUAAACCCCGCUUGUCGUUACUGAUGCAGAUCCAGAUUGCAGAGCCAAAUUCG